CACAAAACAUGGUAAUCCUAAACAAAUUGGAUAGUAUUACAUGGGAAUGAACCAGCAUAACUAGAAAUACUUAAACCCGUUGAUUUUGGCAGGCUUCUGUGCUUUUGUCUGGGUAGAUCAUUGCCUUUGGGUUAACACAAAGGUAAGAAUGAAGUUCAUGCCAAGGUGUACUUCAUAGUUUCUUAGUGAAGAAGAAUAGAAGGUACAUGACAUUGGGCAGAUUACUAUUAGGAGAAAAUAAUAUACAUGUAUUUAUAGUAUAUUAUUUAAAUAUGUUUAAACCUUUUCUUUGCAGGUAUAGAGUAAAACUCACUACUUUCCAUAUAAUAUUAUACAUGUCUGUUUAUCUUACGAUUAGUUUAUUAGAAUUAAUAAUUUACAAGAUAGAAGAAGACAUUAAGUGAUUCUUAUUGGAAAACAUUGGUUCAUAUUUAAACUUACAAGAAAAAGGGAUUAAGUGGACCAAGAAAAAGGAAUUUAGUGGACCAACCAGCAUUGCCCUCAGGUUAGCAGAUAGGAAGUAGAAAAGCUAAAUGAAUAACACCAAGUAGCUCUCCUCCAAACUAUUGAUUUAUUAAUAGACAACUAAAACAUGGCAUUUUUCAAGCAUUUUCAGCAAAAUCUGAGUCUUCCUUCCAUGUCUUCUUUUGUUGACACACUAAGUAAUGCUGUUGAUGAUCUAACCAGUGCUGUUGGAGAUGUCAGCUACACAGUAGCUGACUCAGUUACAGAGCAGGUAACAAGUAUGAUCAACAGCCUUAGGACAGAUGAUACAGUUACAAUACAAGAUGAUAAAUGUGUAGUAGGUAAGGAAAAAAAUAGACCACAAUUAAAUCAUGAUAAAGAAUUGGAUGUGAGAGGAAAAGGGUACAAUGCAGAAGAAAAAAAUAAGCACAUUGAUUUUUCAAAACAAUGUAAAAAUGAUGGUAGAGAAUUCAAUUAUAACAAAGAUCAAAUACAAUAUCAGCCAAAUACUAGUGAAACUAAUGAACCUUUUCAUGAAGCAGAAGUUUGUGAGGCAGUGAAUAAUUCAGUAAAAGAUACAAAAAAAAGACGUCCAGGAAGUGACUACUUGGAAAAAGUUACCUUUCCAAAAGAUUUUAGGCAGGACUGUAAUAUAUCUGGACAAAAACAAUCCCUUAAUAAAGAGUCACAUACAUUGUUCGAACAAUCUAAGGAUCAUUUGCAUAAAAGAGUCAAACAAAUACCAUCAGGAGUUGACCUCAAGAACACCAAAAAGGUAUAUGGUGUUGCAUCCAGGAAUUUGGAAGCAAAAGAAGAGGAAACACCAAAAUUGCCAGAGUCAAGUUCUAAACAAGUACAUGGUGUUCAUGAAGUAAAAGGAGAGACAUGUAAAACAUUUUCUGAUGGCCACAGACAGUCUGUGACAAAGCAGGAAGAAAAUGUGCCAUCAACUCUUUCAAAGGAAAGUGAAAAGAGAAAGAUUAAGAAAUCAGAAGGUUUUUCAAAAGAAGUGAGUAGUAAGAAGAUACCAGAAAAAGACAACUCUUACAUAAAUAAAGAUCAGCAUGGUUCAUCAUCUGAAAGUGAAGAUGAGGCACUGGGUAAAUACCAUGAAGCCUUGUCCAGAACACAAAGUUCAAGGCCAUCAGCAGGCGAUAGCAGACAACAAAAAAACUACAUUUGGGAAACAAGACAGAAAUACAGUCCUCUCUCUGCCGAGUAUGACGGCUACAGUAGUGAAGCCUCAAUAGAUGAAGCAAACUGCAUUCAAAGAAUGAGGCAAACUCCUCCUCUUGAUGAAUUGCAGCCUCCACCGUACCAAGAUGAUAGUGGCUCUCCGCACCUCUCAUGCACGCCCUCCGAAGUUGGUGACAGCAAAUGUGAAUUCUCUCAGUGUAGCAACAGUCCAAGAUGUUCAUAUAAGUGCCCAAGUGAAGGAAGCACUGGGCACGAAAUAGAAAGCUUCCAUAACAAAGGAUACGAAGAAGAUGUACCCAGCGAUAGCACUGCUGUCCUUAGCCCUGAGGAUCUAUCAGCUCGAGGAUCAUCAUCACAGCUCCCUAAAUCUUUUGAUCCUGAACCAGAAGCUAAAUAUGGCACCCUGGAUGUGACUUUUGACUAUGACUCGCAGGAACAGAGGCUUCUCAUAACUGUGACAGCUGUCACAGACAUUCCAAAUUAUAGCAGGACAAGUGGAAGUUUAUGGCAAGUACACCUGGUUCUUCUUCCUAUCAAGAAGCAGAGAGCAAAAACCAGCAUCCAGCGGGGUCCAUGCCCUGUCUUCACAGAGACAUUUAAAUUUAAUCAUAUUGAGUCUGAGAUGAUUGGGAAUUAUGCAGUACGCUUUAGACUGUACAGCAUACGUCGUGUAAAAAGAGAGAGGAUUCUGGGAGAAAAGAUAUUUUACUUAACCAAAUUAAAUCUUCAAGGGAAGAUGUCAGUGCCAGUGACAUUGGAGCCAGCAUACAAUAUUUCUGGCUGUGACUCCCAAAUGAGCAUGUCAGAAAUGUCCUGCAGUGAAAGUACCUCCUCUUGUCAGUCUCUGGCACAUGGCUCAGCUCCAGAAAUCCUCAUCGGACUGCUUUAUAAUGCCACAACUGGAAGACUAGCAGCAGAAGUGAUAAAAGGCAGCCACUUCAAAAACUUGGCAGCAAACAGACCACCCAAUACAUUUGUUAAGCUGACAUUGCUGAAUUCCAUGGGUCAAGAGAUGUCCAAAUGCAAGACAUCCAUCCGAAGAGGGCAGCCAAAUCCUGUCUACAAAGAGACCUUUAUUUUUCAAGUGGCACUAUUUCAGCUUUCUGAUGUGACACUGAUAUUGUCUGUAUAUAAUAAACGCAGUAUGAAGCGAAAGGAAAUGAUAGGCUGGAUUUCUUUAGGUUUGAACAGUUCUGGUGAAGAGGAACUAAACCACUGGACUGAGAUGAAGGAAUCAAAAGGACAACAAGUCUGUAGAUGGCACUCAUUGUUAGAGUCUUAAUGGACAGUUUUGACUCUGCAGAACAUCGGGGUGUAGUGAGGCUGCCCUUUAGGUGCAUCUCAGAGAAGGUAUUGCAGAAAUUACAAAUUCAAACAUUCCACUUCAACCAAUGCACAAAAUGCCGUGGAGCAGAAUUCACUUUCACAUCUUCACAUCACUGAUUUCAGGUAAAAUGUACCAGAUACAGAAGAGACAGUAACCUCAAGUCCUUAUCGUGACACUAAGAGGAUUGGUGAUUUUUUUUCCCAUGUUAGUUUUUCUGUUUAACUUACAGAUAUUUUGUGUAAAUCUUCUAUUAUUGCAAAAUCCUCCAGUGAUGUUGUUCUUGUUUUUAGUGGUGCUAUGUUGUGUUGUAGAUGACCUGUCAACAAGCAGAUUUAAAGAGGGAUGGUUAAAUGGUAGGGCAAACACAACAAUAGGAGAGAAAAUUUAUACAUUUGCUUACAGAAGUAAGAGCAUUACUGUUUUUCCCCUUUAGCAACUUAACAUUUCUGACAGUUUAAUUUUGAAGAACACGAAUGUUGCUAUGCAAGAGCAGCCCUGCAUGCUGGCUGCUUAUCAGACACAAAAACAGCUCCUC
This is a messenger RNA of Varanus komodoensis (Komodo dragon), 3524 nucleotides long. It is a transcript of the gene SYT14, whose product is annotated as synaptotagmin 14. NCBI's taxonomy places the organism in Eukaryota, Metazoa, Chordata, Lepidosauria, Squamata, Varanidae. The record is from RefSeq and is a predicted model, not a curated record. The transcript is spliced from 6 exons. Bases 593 to 2944 code for a protein of 783 amino acids.